Molecule: messenger RNA, 1532 nt
Organism: Verruconis gallopava
Lineage: Eukaryota; Fungi; Ascomycota; Dothideomycetes; Venturiales; Sympoventuriaceae
Exons: 4
Coding region: 39-734 (231 amino acids)
Source: RefSeq, a predicted model, not a curated record
AUGAAAGUUGCCUAGCAAACGCACAGAUCUCUAACACAAUGUCUAAUCGUGUACUCUUUAUUCUUGGCGCUGGCCCAAAGAUUGGGUUCUCUGUUGCUCAGGCGUUUGCUGCAAAUGGAUACAAGGUGGCUCUCGCAUCGCGAAGCAUAGAGGACGGCAUGAGAGAGGAUGGUCUUUUUGGCGUUAAUCUAGACUUAACCAAGCCUGAAAUGGUCGAAAGUGCGUUUGAAAAGGUCGAGAAACAAUUUGGAGUUCCUUCAGUAGUAGUGUACAAUGCGGCUCUGAGGAAUGCACUCGAGGCUGAUGACCCUUUAAGUGGGAUUGACCUCGACCAAGUACAGCAAGAAUGGGCCGUAAAUGUUACAUCGGCGCUCUUUUCUGCCAAAUAUGCCGUGAGGGGAUUCAAGCGGCUCCCCGAGUCGGCAUCGAAGACAUUUAUUUUCACUGGAAAUAAGUUGAACACUUUUAUUUCGCCGGCGGUCACGACGUUUGCGAUGGGAAAGACUGCUAUUGCUCAGUUGAUACGUAACGCAAGCGUUGCGUAUCGGAAACAGGGGAUCAAAUUCUAUUAUGCAGAUGAGCGUCGACCUGAUGGCGGCCCAGUGGUUCCAGUGAGUGGAUCGGCUGCUGCUGUGGCUUAUACGAAGCUUGCUGAAGAGAAGGAACAAGGUCCUUGGGACUACACAUUUAUUGAUGGGAUUGGGUACCACGACUUUAAAGAGACUGCGGCCUAGCGAACUGCCAUAUAAAGAAAUUGAUUUCAGUUCUCUAUCUUAAGCAGCUUUGAAAUCAAUUUUCCUUCAGUCGUGUCAGCUCUCUGCAAUUUCGAGACGUUUUGUAAUCAAGCAGUGAGCUCGAAUGGUGUAGGAGCUUCUUGUAGUUCAAAUCCCUUGUGUGGAGGACGCCAGGCUUGGCACAUGCUUAUUUCAUCUUGUUACCGUCAACAGAGCCAGACACUAUGCUUCCGUUUACCAGUAUCGUAUGCUCAACUGACGGUGUGAAGAGCGGGAGAGUUUCGUGACGGUACUGCGCUUGGGAAACAAUACCUCUUCGCCGCCUCUGAUGUAACAAGGUGGCUGGAGCCACGAAACGCACUCUUCGGCGUGAGCUGCACGACCAUUUCGGAUAGCGACACAAAUCAAACGGAGUAGUUUACAUACAUGUCCAGCUUUUUGGUGCUGACGGAAAGUAUCAUCAUCUUGCUUGAUUCAAUCCGCACUUUAGGUUCUAACCUACACAAAUCCUUGCAGGCGACCAACAAAAGCCUCAGUUUGCCCAUAAGAGCGAGGAAUCUACCGCGCAGUGACAAACACUCCUUUUUCUCUCCCAUGAGAUCGCCUGAGGAAGAGAUUGUGAUAUUCAAGAGGACUGUACAAUGCUGCCGGAAGCCUGAGUUGGGGCUUUCGCAGUUGAGCAGUUCCAUGACGCAUGAGGCAGGCCAUGGACUUUUCGGGAAUUUGAAUCCAUCUACAAUUGAAAGAGCAAGGCGCUGCAAAUGCGAAGACGCUCCUUCCCGUCCUUUUUUUUUUUUU